This is a messenger RNA of Myotis myotis, 6014 nucleotides long. It is a transcript of the gene AMBRA1, whose product is annotated as autophagy and beclin 1 regulator 1. The record is from RefSeq and is a predicted model, not a curated record. Gene Ontology annotation, biological process: autophagy. The transcript has 16 exons. Gene Ontology annotation, cellular component: intracellular membrane-bounded organelle. Gene Ontology annotation, molecular function: protein binding. NCBI's taxonomy places the organism in Eukaryota, Metazoa, Chordata, Mammalia, Chiroptera, Vespertilionidae. Bases 340 to 3459 code for a protein of 1039 amino acids.
UUCGUGCAAUCGGUGAUCUUUUGCGCCGUCUUCUUGCUUGAUGUCUCCUGAGCGGCGGUGGUGCCGGGUCGAAGGCUGACUGUUUCGCGCGGCCCUGCGCUCAAGCUGCUUUCUCCUGCUGGUCAGCAGAGCGGACCCUUGCUUCCUUCCUGCCUCUUCUUCCUGCUUGUGGCUCUGUCCACCCGCUGGACUGCAAACCGAGCCCCCGCCCGCCUCGCAGAUUUCCAUGAAGACAACUCACAAGGAGCUGAAUGGCCUCAUUUUAGCUGCUUCAGCGUGUGGAGCUAUUGCUUGCUCCUUCUCUUCCUGUGCCUGGUGUUACAGUGGCUGCUGAGCACCAUGAAGGUUGUUCCAGAGAAAAAUGCUGUCCGCAUACUCUGGGGGCGAGAACGGGGCACUCGGGCCUUUGGAGCUCAGCGGCUUCUGCAGGAGCUGGUGGAAGAUAAAACCCGGUGGAUGAAAUGGGAGGGCAAGAGAGUAGAACUGCCGGAUAGUCCACGCUCUACCUUCUUACUGGCCUUCAGCCCAGACAGGACUCUCUUGGCCUCCACCCAUGUGAACCAUAAUAUCUAUAUUACGGAGGUGAAGACUGGCAAGUGUGUUCAUUCACUGAUUGGACACCGUCGUACUCCAUGGUGUGUCACUUUCCAUCCCACCAUCUCAGGCCUUAUUGCUUCUGGCUGCCUGGAUGGGGAGGUUAGGAUUUGGGAUUUACACGGUGGCAGUGAAAGCUGGUUCACAGAUAGCAACAAUGCCAUUGCCUCUCUGGCUUUCCACCCUACGGCUCAGCUCCUUCUAAUUGCCACUGCCAAUGAGAUCCACUUCUGGGAUUGGAGCCGAAGGGAGCCCUUUGCUGUGGUGAAGACAGCUAGCGAGAUGGAACGGGUCCGUCUGGUGAGAUUUGAUCCUCUUGGACACUACUUACUCACAGCAAUUGUUAACCCCUCUAAUCAGCAGGGUGAUGAUGAACCAGAGAUCCCCAUAGAUGGAACAGAAAUAUCUCACUACCGACAGCGUGCCCUGCUGCAAUCACAGCCAGUUCGCCGGACGCCUCUCCUCCACAAUUUCCUGCACAUGCUGUCCUCUCGCUCCUCUGGCAUCCAGGUGGGAGAGCAAAGCACAGUGCAAGAGUCUGCUACCCCCUCACCCCCACCGCCUCCCCCUCAGCCCUCCAUGGAGCGCCCCAGGACUUCCGCUUACAUCAGGCUCCGACAGCGGGUCAGUUACCCCACAGCUGAGUGCUGCCAGCACCUUGGGAUCCUGUGCCUUUGCAGCCGCUGCUCUGGCACUCGAGUUCCUUCCCUCUUGCCACACCAGGACAGUGUUCCCCCUGCUUCUGCCAGGGCUACUACCCCUUCCUUUUCUUUUGUACAGACCGAGCCCUUCCAUCCCCCGGAGCAGGCCUCAUCAACGCAGCAGGACCAGGGCCUCCUGAACCGGCCGUCUGCCUUCAGUACAGUCCAGAGCAGCACUGCCGGCAACACGCUCCGCAACCUCAGUCUGGGUCCCACCCGUCGCUCUUUGGGAGGCCCUUUGUCUAGCCACCCUUCUAGGUAUCACCGAGAAAUAGCUCCCGGACUGACAGGAUCUGAAUGGACCCGGACAGUGCUCAGUCUGAACUCCCGCUCUGAGGCAGAAUCCAUGCCCCCGCCCAGGACCAGUGCCUCUUCGGUGACUUUGCUGUCUGUGCUGAGGCAGCAGGAAGGUGGCUCUCAAGCAUCUGUGUACACUUCAGCCACAGAAGGGAGGGGUUUUCCAGCUUCAGGGUUGGCAACUGAGUCAGAUGGAGGGAAUGGCUCCAGCCAAAACAACUCAGGCAGCAUUCGCCAUGAGCUUCCAUGUGACCUGAGACGCUUCUUUUUGGAGUAUGACCGGCUUCAGGAGCUGGACCAGAGCCUGAAUGGGGAACCCCCCCAGACCCAACAGGCCCAGGAAAUGCUCAAUAAUAACAUUGAAUCUGAGAGGCCAGGCCCCUCCCACCAGCCCACCCCACACAGCAGUGAGAACAACUCCAACCUGUCCCGUGGUCACCUGAAUCACUGUCGUGCUUGCCACAAUCUGCUAACCUUUAACAACGAUACCCUGCGUUGGGAAAGAACCACACCUAACUACUCCUCUGGCGAGGCCAGCUCCUCCUGGCAGGUCUCCAGUACCUUUGAGGGCAUGCCAUCGAGUGGCAGCCAAUUACCACCUCUUGAGCGGACUGAGGGCCAUACGCCCAGCUCCAGCAGGCUGGAGUUGAGCAGCUCUGCUAGUCCGCAGGAGGAGAGGACUGUGGGGGUGGCCUUCAACCAGGAGACAGGCCACUGGGAAAGAAUUUACACCCAGUCCAGCAGAACUGGAACUGUAUCACAGGAGGCCUUACAUCAGGAUAUGCCUGAGGAAAGUUCUGAGGAAGAUUCACUCAGGAGGAGGCUGCUGGAGUCUUCCCUCAUUUCAUUAUCCCGUUAUGAUGGAGCAGGAUCCAGAGAGCACCCAAUUUACCCAGACCCAGCGAGAUUAUCUCCUGCUGCAUACUACGCUCAGAGGAUGAUCCAGUAUCUUUCACGGAGAGACAGUAUUCGCCAGCGCUCCAUGCGCUACCAACAGAACCGGCUUCGCUCUUCCACCUCCUCCUCUUCCUCAGACAACCAGGGUCCAUCAGUAGAGGGAACCGACUUGGAAUUUGAGGACUUUGAGGACAAUGGUGACAGAUCCAGGCACCGAGCUCCACGCAACGCCCGGAUGUCUGCACCUUCGCUGGGACGCUUUGUACCAAGGCGUUUCUUGCUGCCUGAGUACUUGCCUUAUGCUGGGAUUUUUCAUGAACGUGGACAGCCUGGCUUGGCUACUCACUCUUCUGUUAACAGGGUCCUGGCAGGGGCAGUGAUUGGUGAUGGACAGUCUGCUGUGGCCAGUAAUAUUGCCAAUACCACCUACCGGCUCCAGUGGUGGGACUUCACUAAAUUUGACCUCCCAGAAAUCAGUAAUGCCUCCGUGAAUGUGCUGGUACAGAACUGCAAGAUCUACAAUGAUGCCAGCUGUGACAUUUCUGCAGAUGGCCAACUCCUGGCAGCUUUCAUCCCUAGCAGCCAAAGGGGCUUUCCCGAUGAAGGCAUCCUGGCAGUGUACUCCCUGGCCCCCCACAACUUGGGUGAAAUGCUCUACACCAAGCGAUUUGGUCCCAAUGCCAUUUCGGUGAGCCUGUCCCCAAUGGGCCGGUACGUAAUGGUGGGCUUGGCCUCACGAAGGAUCCUGCUGCACCCCUCCACAGAGCACAUGGUGGCCCAGGUCUUCAGGCUGCAACAGGCCCAUGGUGGCGAGACCUCCAUGCGGAGAGUUUUCAACGUCCUUUAUCCCAUGCCUGCUGACCAGCGGAGACAUGUCAGCAUCAACUCUGCCCGCUGGCUGCCUGAGCCUGGGCUCGGCCUGGCCUAUGGCACCAACAAGGGAGACCUGGUGAUCUGCCGACCAGAAUAAGGAUUAACAAAAAAUAUUUUUUUUACUGAAUAAAUAAAAUAAAAUUCUGAUUAAAAGCCAUGCACUCUCUUCCACAGAAAAACAUACUAAAAGAACACUCAUGUAACUUUGUAACUCUCUUAAGACCUCAGGGAAAGAAUGCAGCUCUGGAUGGGGUUGAUGAUAAGCAUGUCGUGUGAGUGAUGCGGAGAGGGCAGUCUCUCUGUGUUGUCACUAUGGCUGGUCUCUGGCCUAGAAUGAGGAGAACAAAUACAAAUGAGAAUGUAGGAGCUCAGGGCUGUCGUCUCUUUACAAGGUUGCUGCCUCUCCUUGUGUGAUGCAGCUCCCUGGCACACCCGUUCCCAAGGGCACAGGAUCCAGCCAGCCAGCUGGGCUAAGAUUACAGCCCUCCCUCCAAAACAGGUGGUUUCUGCCUUUGUCCCAGGCACAGGCAGCUGCACCUCAUUUUGUGCUCUCAAGUAUACUCCUGAUUUCUCCUUCAUUGUCUUAGCCUCAGUGCUCUCUCCAAGCACAGACGGGUCACAAGCUCCUUGGGCAUCUCUUGGUACUGACACUCUCCCUGACAGUAGAAAAAGACCUAAGGAAACACUCCAUCUCUCUAGGGAAAGAAAUUCUUAGGACCAGUGAGGAGACAAAUAACUGACCCUUCAGCCCCCAUACAAAGCCAUUACGGUGGCUGGUAGCCAAGGCAGUGAGGUGCUCCUUUCUCCUUGGCUUUGCUCCCCCACUGCCACUCCUCCAAGCUGCCGCUCUGCCUCUGGCUGACUGCCAGCCCAGCCAACACCCCCACCAAUAACCACAGUGGGUGUGAAAUACCAGAUUGAUGUGAGGGGGUGCUUGCUCACUUCCGGCUUCAUAGAUCAGCCCUACAAAUGGGAGAGAGGUGCUUCUGGGAAGACCACUUCUCAGAGUCAACUCAGAAGGCAGAAUUCACAGAAAAAAGUAGGCUCGGGCUGUGGGGCAUCUGGCCUUUGGCUGGGUGUGGGGCUCCUGACAGGGUCCCAGCUCUGUCCCCUGAGAGGGAGCUACCACUGUAAACAGUGAUUACAAUCAAGCAUCAUUGACCACAGAGGGGAACGGCACGCCUCUGAAUCAAAAGGGAAGCCACAGCCACUAUCUUUCAGGCUGUCUGUCCCACAAGAGCCAGGUGCCAACUCAUUCCCACGUCAUGGAGACAGCAGGGAUGAAUGCCGGUCUCCUCAAAACGGUCCUUUUCUCCAAGGAGACAGCCAUGCAACCAAUAGAUGAAAGAAGAGUGUUCUCAAAGGGAAUAUUCCCUAGAAGUUGGGAAGUUCAGAGCCAGAGUUCUUUGUGGAGCAUUGUCACCACUGAGGAGGCCAGGCGGGCUCCUGGCUGUGUUCAGAAGCACAGCUUACAGACACUGCUGAAAGAAGCCGGGUGUUAAGAGGAAGUCCAUCUGAAAAGGCUGACCUGACUGGCCUUGCCAUUCGUCUCCAUCCCUUUGUGUGUUUGCUAAGCCCCCAGGAAGAACCUGGAGCAAAUAGUGACUCGUUCAUCCUCAUUAAGCCCCAGGGAGACGGAGGUGGUUAGGACCAUUGGCACUGAAGACUGAGUUUCUGUGGCCAGAGAUGUUCCUUCAACUCUGUUCCUUGGUACCUGGAAUUUUCAAAUCCUUGAAAAUAUUCAAGAUCAGAAUAUUUGAUAUUGGGGAACAGAUAUCAGAAUAUUCCGUUGUAGUUGAGUUUUUCCGACCACAGAAAGGAGCCAUAUCAGGAUUAGAAAUAGACCUGUUGAUGGGGACAGAAAGGCUUGGGGUGAGGGGGGAGGGUGCAGCAGUGCAUCUGAUGCAGUCUAUCAUCCUGUUCUGUUUCAGUGGCCAGAGUCCCCAGCUCUGAGCCAGAUGGGUAGGAAGAGUUUAAGGGGGACCCUUUGACCAUCAGCAUCACACUGACAGUCCCAACUCCGAGUGGGCCUUCAGUGGUUUCUUUCCUGUGAUGGAAAGGAAGGUUCUGGUACAUGGUUUGAUGUGAACAAUUUGUUGUCAGUAACCAGCCCUGGCUGGCAGGAAUUACAGAGGAAGGAUUGGCAGGGGACCCACAUGGUAUUGCCACCUGUCAAUAAAUCCUGACAAGUUUGCAAAUCAGAGGCUCCCUGGCAGCUGGCAGUGAUGGCUUUGUUUUGGAAGGCCUCUGCUGUUGACUUGUGGCAUUUGCCUUUUCCCUAAUACAAGAUCUGCCCCCCUCACCGUCACUCACCCAUGCCCGUGGUUCUCAGACAACCCCACCAAGCAGGUGAGUGUUUGGAAAAGGGAGGAGAUGCUCCAUUUUAAAGGGGUUCCCAGGCCCUCUGGGGAGUUGUUGGGAGGAUUACAUAGAGCAGGGGAAGGAAGAGCACUUUUGGCAGGCUGGGGCACUGUCCCUCCAAAAUCACUAGUGUGCCCUCAGGUGAACCCUGUCCCCAGAAUCUUAGUGAUCCUUUAAAGCAGUGGUUCUCCACCUUCUGUCCCUUUAAAUACAGUUCUUCAUAUUGUGACCUAACCAUAAAAUUAUUUUCGUUGCUACUUCAUAACUGUAAUGUUGCUACUGUUAUGAAUC